Molecule: messenger RNA, 1092 nt
Organism: Vitis vinifera (wine grape)
Lineage: Eukaryota; Viridiplantae; Streptophyta; Magnoliopsida; Vitales; Vitaceae
Product: putative vesicle-associated membrane protein 726
Exons: 5
Coding region: 222-887 (221 amino acids)
Biological process (GO): vesicle-mediated transport
Cellular component (GO): membrane
Source: RefSeq, a predicted model, not a curated record
ACAGUGGCGCAUGACUCAAAACCACUUUUCCAUCAUUUUCUUGGGAUUUCUCUGUUUAUGUAUAAAACUUGUGUCUCACACUCCUCCAUUCAAACCCCACACUUUUUUGCCUCUUUCCCCCACCAAAGCAAAAGCAGCGAGUGAGGAGGAAGAAGCGGUGGAUAAAGGAGAAGGAGAAGAGGAACAGAGCUGAGAUCUGCGAGGCAAAAUUCCUCCCUGAGAUGGGUCAGAAGUCUCUCAUCUACGCCUUCGUGGCUCGUGGGACUGUGAUUCUGGCGGAGUACACUGAAUUCAGCGGCAAUUUCAAUUCCAUUGCCUUUCAGUGCCUUCAGAAACUCCCCGCCACCAGCAACAAGUUCACCUACAAUUGCGACGCCCACACCUUCACUUACCUUCUCGAUAAUGGCUACACUUAUUGUGUGGUUGCAGAUGAAUCAGUAGGAAGACAGGUUCCCAUGGCUUUCCUGGAACGCAUCAGAGAUGACUUUGUUGCACGAUAUGGGGGUGAGAAGGCUGCCACAGCUCCUGCAAACAGCCUUAACAAGGAUUUUAGUUCAAAAUUGAAGGAACACAUGCAGUACUGUGUUGAUCAUCCCGAGGAGAUAAGCAAGCUUGCGAAGGUGAAAGAUCAGGUUUCAGAAGUUAAAGGUGUUAUGAUGGAGAAUAUUGAGAAGGUUCUAGACAGAGGGGAAAAGAUAGAGCUUCUGGUGGAUAAGACUCAUAACCUUCAUGAACAGGCACAAGAUUUUCGGAGUGCUGGAACCAAAAUCCGGCGGAAAAUGUGGCUGCAGAACAUGAAGAUCAAACUCAUUGUGUUGGGGAUUCUGGUAGCCUUGAUCCUCAUCAUAGUCCUCUCUGUCUGCCAUGGCUUCAACUGCGGGAAGUGAGCGGCGCUCCAUCUGCUGAUCUUGGUGUCCGGAGAAAUGCCCUAGCGUUUGUAGUAGAAGAACAAAAGUAAGCGACUCCCAGUUAAAAUCUGAACCAAAGACAAGUUAUUUUAGAGAGUAAUACAAACAACAUAUAUAUCGUGUCAUGUCAUUAUAACUGCAUUCAGAAAUAUGAAAUUGCUUGUUUGCAAACAAAUUUAGAAAA